AUCAAACGACGCCGUUUUUUUGUUCUCUCGAAAUAUUGGUAGCUGUUUUUGCAGUCGCGACAGCUUCUUCCUCCACCGAGCAGGAGGUGGACCAGAACGGACAUCUGCCAGCCCUCCUUCCUUUAAACUGCACUUCUGUUCGCACCUCCGAGGUCAAACUUUACGAGCCACGAGAUUUCAUUAAGACUCCGAUCCCGCUUUGUUUGUGGUCCGAUCGAGCUGAAAUUUGGAGGAAAGGUUCACGACUCAAGGAGCUACAAUCUGAACGGUGGAGAUCGGAUUUGGAGCUUGGGAGUUGGGGUUUUUGUCCGUGAACAGUAACCGUGAAUUUGGUGCUUGCAUAUUGUACAAAAUGCGGCGGAGGGUUCAUAAUUCUUCAUCGAAAACCAUGCCAUCGAUAAAUCGUGAAGUGGGUGAUUCAAUUGUGGUUGAUGAGGAAAAAACCAACGCUCAUGUUGAAAAGCCAACAAGGUCACCAUUUUUGUUUCUGGCUUUGUUUGUCAUGAUCAUAAAUGGCUCUUGGGCUGUUCAUCAUUACCAGUUCGAGAGUAUGCCUAUGCCUCUUAGUGCUGAUCAAGCAGGAAAAAGGGGUUUCUCAGAAGAAGAGGCUAUGAAGCAUGUCAAGGCAUUGACUGAAUUAGGUCCUCAUCCUGUUGGUUCUGAUGCUCUUGAUCUAGCACUCCAGUAUGUUUUGGCAGCAUCAGAAAAAAUUAAGAAAAUGGCUCACUGGGAGGUUGAUGUUCAAGUGGAUUUUUUCCAUGUAAAGACUGGUGCAAAUCGUCUGGUCAGUGGCCUGUUUAUGGGGAAAACACUUGUUUAUUCGGAUCUAAAACAUAUCAUACUUAGAAUCUUGCCAAAAUAUGCAUCUGAAGCAGAAGCAAAUGCUGUUCUCGUUUCCUCUCACAUUGACACCGUUUUCUCAGCGGAUGGAGCUGGUGACUGCAGUUCAUGUGCAGCUGUUAUGCUGGAGCUUGCUCGAGGAAUUUCUCACUGGGCUCAUGGAUUUAAGAAUGGUGUUAUAUUUUUGUUUAAUACUGGAGAGGAGGAUGGUCUGAAUGGUGCUCAUAGUUUUAUAACUCAGCAUCCAUGGAGUAGUACUGUUCGAAUGGCUAUUGAUUUGGAAGCAAUGGGUAUUGGAGGGAAGUCUUCAAUAUUUCAGGCUGGGCCUCAUCCAUUGGCUAUUGAAAACUUUGCCAAGGUUGCAAAAUACCCAUCUGGCCAAAUCAUGUCUCAGGAUAUUUUUUCUUCUGGACUCAUAAAAUCUGCCACAGAUUUCCAAGUGUACAAAGAAGUUGCUGGUCUUUCUGGGCUUGACUUUGCAUAUGUAGAUAAAAGUGCAGUAUAUCACACCAAGAAUGACAAAUUAAAGCUUCUGAAACCGGGUUCCAUUCAGCAUCUUGGAGAAAAUAUGCUUGCUUUUCUACUUCAUACUGCUUCUUCAUCUCAACUUCCAGAUAACAAGGCAAUGGAAGCAAAUGAAAUAGAACGUGACUCUGCUAUAUUUUUUGAUAUACUGGGUUCAUAUAUGAUCGUAUAUCGUCAAAAUUUUGCGUCUAUGCUUCACAAUUCAGUGAUAAUGCAGUCUCUUUUGAUAUGGGCUACUUCAUUGCUUAUGGGUGGUUAUCCAGCAAUGAUUUCAAUUGUGUUAUCAUGCUUGAGUCUUAUCCUCAUGUGGACAUUUUCAAUAAUUCUCUCUGUUUCUGUUGCCUUUAUUCUACCAUUCAUAUCUUCAUCUCCUGUACCUUAUGUUGCAAGCCCAUGGCUGGUAGUUGGGUUAUUUGGUGCACCAGCUGUCCUUGGUGCAUUGACUGGUCAACAUUUGGGUUAUCUCAUUCUUCUGUCAUAUUUAUCACGUAUAUGCUCCAAUAGAAUGCAGCAGCAGCAAUCUCCUGUUACUCAGACUGAUUUGAUCAAGCUAGAGGCAGAAAGAUGGCUCUUUAAAGCUGGAUUUGUUCAAUGGUUUGUUCUGCUGAUGAUAGGAAAUUACUAUAAGAUUGGGUCUUCCUAUUUAGCCCUUGUUUGGCUCAUCUCGCCUGCAUUUGCUUAUGGUUUUCUUGAAGCAACUUUAACUCCAGCCCGAUCACCGAAGCCACUCAAAGUUGUAACCCUACUGAUGGGCUUAACUAUACCAGUGUUAAUGUCUGCUGGCAUAGUUAUUCGGCUGGUGGCCACAAUGAUUGGAAGUGUAGUUCGGUUUGAUAGGAAUCCUGGUAGCUUUCCUGAGUGGCUGGGAAAUGUAAUAAUGGCUAUUAUUAUUGCUGUUAUUGUUUGCCUGACAAUAGUGUUUCUACUGUCGUACCUUCAUCUUUCAGGUGCCAAAAGAUCAACAAUUCUUGCAGCCUGUAUCCUCUUUGGCCUUUCGGUUGCUGCAAUAAAAUCUGGUAUUAUUCCACCAUUUACAGAAGACACGGCUAGAGCUGUUAAUGUGGUGCAUAUUGUGGAUACAACAGGAAGCUAUGGUGAACAAAAAGACCCUCUCUCUUAUAUUUCUCUAUUUUCUGCAACCCCUGGGAAGCUGACAAAGGAGGUUGAAGAGAUUAAUGAAGGAUUUGUUUGUGGUAGAGACAAGGUUAUUGAUUUUGUUACUUUUUCUGUCAAUUAUGGCUGUUGGACUGACAAUGAUACUGGAAGUGGGUGGAGCAAAUCAGAGGCUCCAGCACUGCAUGUUGAGAGUGACAUAAAAGGGGAUGACAGAACCACACAAGUAUCAAUUGAUACAAAAAUUUCCACACGCUGGUCUCUUGCAAUCAAUACUGCAGUAAUAGAAGACUUUGUACUGGAAGGGAACUCUGGGGAGCUAGUCCCACCUGGCAACAAGGGCAGCAUGGAUGGAUGGCACAUUAUUCAGUUUUCUGGAGGGAAGAAUGCACUGACUAGGUUCAAUCUGACUCUUUCCUGGUUCAAAAAUUAUACUCACUUGAUUGGUAACAUCAGUGAAUGGAAAUCCAACGAGCAUCUCCUUUUAAAAUUAAGAACAGAUGUGGAUAGGUUGACAGAAAAAACUGAAAGAGUUCUUACAAAGCUUCCUUCUUGGUGUUCCUUGUUUGGGAAGUCCACAUCUCCCUUCACCCUGGCUUUCUUGAGUGGCCUACCUAUUGUUUUUUAGGUACAUAAAAUUCCAUGAGAAGAAAUGUAAUCAUUUUACAGUGUACGUUUAAUUUAUAGUUAGACUAUGAGACCAAUAAUUUUUUUCUAUGUAUAUGCUGACAGAAUAAGUUGUGCAACACCCCUGCUUGCAUGAGUUGUACAUAACAGAGAUCCAAUUUUUGAUCAUCUAUUCCUAUGGCUUAGUUAGAACUGUGUUAGUUACA
This is a messenger RNA of Malania oleifera, 3311 nucleotides long. RefSeq lists its product as uncharacterized. NCBI's taxonomy places the organism in Eukaryota, Viridiplantae, Streptophyta, Magnoliopsida, Santalales, Ximeniaceae. Bases 353 to 3106 code for a protein of 917 amino acids. The record is from RefSeq and is a predicted model, not a curated record. The transcript has 15 exons. Gene Ontology annotation, biological process: proteolysis. Gene Ontology annotation, molecular function: metalloexopeptidase activity.